Messenger RNA from Trypanosoma rangeli, 2895 nucleotides. RefSeq names its product Trypanosoma vivax. The coding region runs from base 1 to 2895 and encodes 964 amino acids. Gene Ontology annotation, cellular component: cytoskeleton. The transcript has a single exon. NCBI's taxonomy places the organism in Eukaryota, Euglenozoa, Kinetoplastea, Trypanosomatida, Trypanosomatidae. The record is from RefSeq and is a predicted model, not a curated record.
AUGGAACAGGAGGGGGAUAAGAAUAAAGAUGAUAGCACCGGUCACAUUUUACCUGAGGCAACACAGUAUAGCGUCGUCUCUCUUGAAAGCAUCGAACAUCACUAUGUGGAGGUCUUGAGGGAGCUCUCUAUGGAACCACAGCUUGAGGCGUUUAAGGAUGAGUACGAAAAGAUCCAUCGUCUACUGCGCAAGAGCAACGAGGGCGAGAAGCGAUUGUUGGAAAAGAUCAAGGAAUUGCAAGUGGAUCUUGAAGUUCAUGGUACCAAGGUGGAGGCCGCGUUAAAACUGUCGCAAGAGGAUGAAGAAGUCAUUGUGACGUUGCGCAAGGAAAUUGAGAAGGCAUGGGCUCUUACCGAUAGUGCUCACACCCGUGAGAAGGAGGGCCGUGAACACAUCCAACAACUACGCAAACAGGUGGCAGAGCUGGAUGCGCUGGUUGAAAAGGUCACGCGCAACACUUCGGGCCAAGCGACAUACCUGCAUGAGCUCAUCGUCUCCAAGAAACAACUUGAAGGCGAGCGUGCCGUUGCACAUUCAAAGGUGUCUGAGCUUCUGGACGAACGGGAAACGAUGCGAAAGAACUUUGAAAGGGCACAGAAUGAGAAUAACAGUGUGCGAGAAAAGCUUGAGACCAGUCUAUCCAACUACCAAACACUCCUUGAGGGCCUUUCCGAAAUUCGACGGGGGCGUGAAAGCCUUGAGCAGCAGGUGCGAGAGUGCCGCUCCACCUCAGACCAGCAGAUGAUAAAGUUGGAGGAUCUAAAGAGCGCCGCAGAGGCGCUCUCCGCCGAGGAGAGUCGUCUGAAGGUUCUUGCUGCAGGGGAGCGCGACGCCGUGGCGCGAGUAGCAAAGCAGCUGGAAGAGCAGCAGCGUCGAUUUAAGACGGAAGCGGAUCGACUUGCCCUCGUGGAGGCGCAGAAUGCGGAGGUGAAGUCGGAGAUCCCCAGGCUGAAGGUGACCUUGAAGGAGCGGCAUGCGGAGGUCACGCGUCUCGCCACAACCCUACGGAAGGUGCGCAAAAGUGCUGAACACCAGCAGGUGAAUAUGCGUAAGCUGCUGCAGACACGAGAGGAGCUUGUUCAAAAGACGGGUAAGCUUCAUGACACGAUCGAGGAGCGACUGACUGUGCUGGAGAUGGAGGAGAGGGAGUUGCACACGGAGGAGGCGCGUCUCAAAAAGAUGUUUCCUGAGAAGACGGAGUUGAUUACGAACAACUCUCGCACCGAGAAUGAACGGCUGGCGAUGGAAGGAAACAGGGUGGGAGAGGAAGGAAAACGGCACAACUUGGCGCAACAACUGGACCAGCUAUUGCGCGAAAAUGAGCUGCUGCGCAAGAGCAUCUUUGAGCUGGAGCAAAGUCAAGAAAAAAUUAUUGAGCAUGGUCAGCAGAUGGCGCUGCAGUACCACCAAACACUGGAGCAGACAAGGAAAUUUCGCGAUAAGGCUCGUGUAUUGCAGCAGCAACUCGCGGAUAAUGAGAAGCGGGGUAAAGUUCAGCAGGAUUUGCUAGACCGCGUCUCGGCAGACCGGGCACGAACGGAAAAGCAACUUAAAGAGGGCGAGGUGGAGUGGGCUACGCUUAGGGAGCGGCACGUCACGAAUGACGAGGAGAUCCAGCUGCUUAAGAUGCAGCUCAUUGCAAAGGAAGGAACGCUGUGUCGUCUCCAUAUGGUUCGUCAGCAGCUGCAACGGGACAUCUCCAACGCUGAACAACGGGCAAGUCACUUAAAGGACGAUGGACUUAAUGCCCACGCACGCCGUGAGAUGCUGGAGGCUGAGGCGCAAAAACUCACACAUCUCAUUGCGGAGUGUGACGCGGAGAAAAGCAAGCAUCAGUCCAAAUUUGCGGAUCUUGUCAAUGAGCGCAACGUCCUUGCCACACAGUUGAUCCACCGCAAUGAGGAACUUCGGCUUCUUUACAACAAGAUUCGCCUUCAAGAAUGCAGUCUUGAAAAGGGUGCUAGUGAAUACAAUCGCCAAGUCCGGAAUGUCGAAUCCACCCGAGAUGAACUCACGGAGCUACGCUUACGUUGUCGUCUCGAGCUCGUGCGUCUUCACUACUCUGAAAAGCUCCAGCGUCGGAAACAGAAUGUAGAACGAGAAUUGUUUACUGAGCAGCAACGCUAUCGGGCCCUUGUGGAUGAACUCCAACGCCCUGUUCAUGUGCAUCGUUGGCGGCGACUGGAGAGCGAUGCCCCAGAGGUGCUCGAUGGCAUUUACAAGGCUCAAGCUAUUGAGCGCCAAAUUUUGCAGAAACAUGACAUGCUUGCUGAGAAAACAGAGCUGCUGGCUAAACGUACCGCAGAGUAUGACGCCAUUCGGCGCAAGCUUGUUUCUCUGCCAGGCCCGGAGUUAGCUGAAGACUUGAGUCUCUAUAACGAGAAUUUAGAGCGACGUACUGAACAGAUUGGGGGAAUGAACUCGGAGCUUCGGGAGGUGGAGCAGCACGCGGAUGUCCUCACAGAGGAGGUGCGGCAGCUUUCCCUGGAGCUGGGUGAUGUAAAGCGGCGCUACUUUGGCGCAAAACACAAGAAUGAUCUGUUGCGUCGGGAACAGGUUGUGUUUCGCUCAACGUGGGGGGAAUCUUCAGCAGUUGCGAAUGUGGCUCUUGCUGCAGCUUCAGCACGUCAAGAGCAGCAACGGCCUGGCAGAAGUAGUGGGGAAGGUGCCUGCAACGAUAAUAGCAACCAACAGGAAGCGUGGGUACAACGCUCUGCCGGGGCACGACGCCCUUGUCUGUGGUACACGCGGACGCAGAUGCGUAGGGAGCGCAUGCGGCAGGAGGCUCGCCUUGUUCAGGCGCUUUCCACAGGUGCACCUGCCCCCAAUUACCCACUUCAGUUUCGUUCGCACCAAAGGCAGUUUGUUGGUGGUGGUUAUGCACUUACGCAGUGA